Messenger RNA from Lactuca saligna, 333 nucleotides. The record is from the annotation of a GenBank genome assembly. Lineage: Eukaryota; Viridiplantae; Streptophyta; Magnoliopsida; Asterales; Asteraceae.
AUGAUUAAAGAUGAGCCUGAAGGAGAUCAAGAGGGAGCACACGACAUUGGACCUGAAGAGGAACAGGACGAAUACGUGAUAUUUGAUUUCGAUUAUGAUGAGCUGGACCAGGAGCCAAACGAAGAAAAGGGCGUAGAGGAGGCUUGUAGUGAACCUCACCAGGCAGAAGCCCCGUCAAACUAUCUACGCUCUCUUGAGGAGGCAGUUAUCAGCCUGAAGCUUCAACUCAUUAUGACCAAGGCAAGGGCUGUGCGAGCCGAGCAAAAAGUAGAGGUAAUCACCCAAGAGGUGGGUGAACUGGCUGAACUUCUGGUGUGUCACCUCGACAAUUGA